Rotaria sp. Silwood1 is the source of this 236-nucleotide messenger RNA. Lineage: Eukaryota; Metazoa; Rotifera; Eurotatoria; Philodinida; Philodinidae. The record is from the annotation of a GenBank genome assembly.
AUGGUUCGUAAAAAAUCAGUUUCGUCAAAAGUUAAAACACGAAGAAAAGCAUACAGACGACGACAAGAAGAUUGUUCAUAUGCUAUGCGUUCAUGGCGAAUUUUAAUUUUAACAAUAAAAGCUGCUAAAAAAUUUUUAAGUUUUAAACAUAGUAAUGGAGUUGCCAUGUAUACAUCGAGAAGAUUCGGUACACUUGAAUCAGAUUUAAUUCAUUCAAGCCAUCUUAAUUUUUGUAA